This is a messenger RNA of Oryctolagus cuniculus (rabbit), 7466 nucleotides long. RefSeq names its product slit guidance ligand 1 (gene SLIT1). Gene Ontology annotation, biological process: negative chemotaxis; axon guidance. Gene Ontology annotation, molecular function: calcium ion binding; heparin binding; Roundabout binding. The record is from RefSeq and is a predicted model, not a curated record. NCBI's taxonomy places the organism in Eukaryota, Metazoa, Chordata, Mammalia, Lagomorpha, Leporidae.
AGUCUGGCCCUGGGUGUGCGCUCUGCCGGGUGGGAGCGGCGUGCGGGCGUGAGUGCUAGUGUGUGUGUGUGAGUGUGCGCCGGGUGCGUGCGCGCGCGGAGCCUGCCCAUUUUCCUCCUCGCAGCAGUCAGUUGGGAGCUGCAGGGAGGGAGAGGGAGACGCAGGCGGCGAGGAACCCGAGCGGAGCCGAGCGCCCUCCGCCCAAGGCGCCCUCCCCCGGUCCGCGCACAAGCGCCGUCGCUGGAAGCCGCAAGGUGCCCCCCAGCCCGCAAGGGCGCAGCGCAGGGCUCGCGGGCUGUGGCGUGGCUUUGCCCAGGACUGCACCUGGAGGCGGCCCCGCACGGGGAUGGUCAGCGGCUGCCGCCGUCUGGCACGCGAGCGGACGCGGUGAGGGCACGAUGGCGCUGACGGCACAGCGUGGGUCCCGGCCGGAGCUCUGGCUGCUGCUGCUGUGGGCAGCCGCGUGCCUCCCGGGUGCCUCGGCGUGCCCCGCCCUCUGCACCUGCAGCGGCACCACGGUGGACUGCCACGGCACGGGGCUGCAGGCCGUCCCCAAGAACAUCCCGCGGAGCACCGAGCGCCUGGAACUCAAUGGCAACAACAUCACCCGGAUCCACAAGAACGACUUCGCGGGCCUCAAGCAGCUGCGGGUGCUGCAGCUGAUGGAGAACCAGAUCGGGGCCGUGGAGCGGGGGGCUUUUGAUGACAUGAAGGAGCUGGAGCGGCUUCGGCUGAACCGGAACCAGCUGCACACGCUCCCAGAACUGCUGUUCCAGAAUAACCAGGCUCUGUCGCGACUGGACCUGAGUGAGAACGCCAUCCAGUCCAUCCCCAGGAAAGCUUUCCGGGGCGCCACCGACCUCAAGAAUUUACAGCUGGACAAGAACCAGAUCAGCUGCAUUGAGGAGGGGGCCUUCCGGGCUCUGCGGGGGCUGGAGGUGCUGACCCUGAACAACAACAACAUCACCACCAUUCCCGUGUCCAGCUUCAACCACAUGCCCAAGCUUCGGACCUUCCGCCUGCACUCCAACCACCUGUUCUGCGACUGCCACCUGGCCUGGCUCUCGCAGUGGCUGAGGCAGCGGCCGACCAUCGGGCUGUUCACCCAGUGCGCGGGCCCCGCCAGCCUGCGCGGCCUCAAUGUGGCCGAGGUCCAGAAGAAUGAGUUCAGCUGCUCAGGCCAGGGGGAGGCGGGGCGCGUGCCCACCUGCACCCUCUCCUCCGGCUCCUGCCCGGCCAUGUGCACCUGCAGUAAUGGCAUCGUGGACUGUCGCGGCAAAGGCCUCACCGCCAUCCCUGCCAACCUGCCCGAGACCAUGACAGAGAUCCGCCUGGAGCUCAAUGGCAUCCAGUCCAUCCCCCCGGGAGCCUUCUCUCCCUACAGAAAGCUGCGGAGGAUAGACCUGAGCAACAACCACAUCUCCGAGAUCGCGCCCGACGCCUUCCAGGGCCUGCGCUCCCUGAACUCGCUGGUCCUCUAUGGGAACAAGAUCACAGACCUCCCCCGCGGUGUGUUUUCAGGCCUGUACACCCUACAGCUCCUCCUCCUGAAUGCCAACAAGAUCAACUGCAUCCGGCCUGACGCCUUCCAGGAUCUGCAGAACCUCUCGCUGCUCUCCCUGUAUGACAACAAAAUCCAGAGUCUUGCCAGGGGCACCUUCACCUCGCUGCGGGCCAUCCAGACGCUGCACCUGGCCCAGAACCCUUUCAUCUGCGACUGUAGCCUCAAGUGGCUGGCGGACUUCCUGCGCACCAACCCCAUUGAGACGAGCGGGGCCCGCUGCGCCAGCCCCCGGCGCCUCGCCAACAAGCGCAUCGGGCAGAUCAAGAGCAAGAAGUUCCGGUGCUCAGCCAAAGAGCAGUACUUCAUUCCAGGCACAGAGGACUAUCAGCUCAACAGUGAGUGCAACAGUGACGUCGUCUGUCCCCACAAGUGCCGCUGCGAGGCCAGCGUGGUGGAGUGCUCCAGCCUGAAGCUCACCAAGAUUCCUGAGCGCAUCCCGCAGUCCACGGCCGAGCUACGGCUGAACAACAAUGAGAUCGCCAUCCUCGAGGCCACGGGGAUGUUCAAGAAACUCACACAUCUGAAGAAAAUCAACCUGAGCAACAACAAGGUGUCUGAGAUCGAAGAUGGGGCCUUCGAGGGUGCGGCUUCCGUGAGCGAGCUGCACCUGACAGCCAACCAGCUGGAGUCCAUCCGCAGUGGCAUGUUCCGGGGGCUGGACGGCCUGAGGACCCUGAUGCUGAGGAACAACCGCAUCAGCUGCAUCCACAAUGACAGCUUCACGGGCCUGCGCAACGUCCGGCUCCUGUCGCUGUACGACAACCACAUCACCACCAUCGCCCCUGGCGCCUUCGACACCCUGCAGGCCCUGUCCACGCUCAACCUCCUGGCCAACCCUUUCAACUGCGACUGCCAGCUGGCCUGGCUGGGCGACUGGCUGCGCAAGAGGAGGGUCGUGACGGGCAACCCACGGUGCCAGAACCCGGACUUCCUGCGGCAGAUCCCCCUGCAGGACGUGGCCUUCCCUGACUUCCGGUGCGAGGAAGGCCAGGAGGAGGGGGGCUGCCUGCCCCGCCCGCAGUGCCCCCAGGAGUGCGCCUGCCUGGACACCGUCGUGCGAUGCAGCAACAAACACCUGCGGGCCCUGCCCGUGGGCAUCCCCAAGAACGUCACAGAACUCUAUUUGGACGGGAACCAGUUCACGCAGGUUCCAGGCCAGCUGUCCACCUUCAAGUUCCUGCAGCUCGUGGACCUGAGCAACAACAAGAUCAGUUCCUUGAGCAAUUCCUCCUUCACCAACAUGAGCCAGCUGACCACGCUGAUCCUCAGCUACAACGCCUUGCAGUGCAUCCCUCCGCUGGCCUUCCAGGGCCUCCGCUCCCUGCGCCUGCUGUCCCUCCACGGCAACGACGUCGCCACCCUCCAAGAGGGCACCUUCACGGACGUGACCUCCCUGUCUCACCUGGCCAUUGGCGCCAAUCCCCUGUACUGUGACUGCCACCUCCGUUGGCUCUCCAGCUGGGUGAAGACUGGCUAUAAGGAACCCGGCAUUGCCCGCUGCGCUGGGCCCCCGCAUAUGGAGGGCAAGCUGCUCCUCACCACGCCCGCCAAGAAGUUUGAAUGCCAAGGUCCCCCGACCCUGGCUGUCCAGGCCAAGUGUGACCCGUGCUUGUCCAGCCCCUGCCAGAACCAGGGCACCUGCCACAACGACGUGCUUGAGAGGUACAGGUGCACCUGCGCCAGUGGCUAUAAGGGCCGAGACUGUGAGGUGUCCUCGGACAGCUGCUUCAGCAGCCCCUGUGGGAACGGCGGCACCUGCCAGGCACAGGAGGGCGAGGAUGCCGGCUUCACGUGCUCCUGUCCCACCGGCUUCGAAGGGCCAACCUGUGGGGUGAACGCAGAUGACUGCGUGGAGCACGCCUGUGCUAAUGGGGGUGUCUGUGUGGACGGCGUGGGCAACUAUACCUGCCAGUGCCCGCUGCAGUAUGUGGGCAGGACCUGUGAGCAGCUGGUGGACUUCUGCUCGCCGGGUCUGAACCCGUGUCAGCACGAGGCCCAGUGUGUGGGCACCCCGGAUGGGCCCAGGUGUGAGUGUGCACCAGGUUAUGCAGGUGACAACUGCAGUGAGAACCAGGAUGACUGCAGGGAUCAUCGUUGCCAGAAUGGGGCUCAGUGUGUGGAUGAGGUCAACAGCUACACCUGUGUCUGUGCCGAGGGCUACAGCGGACAGCUCUGCGAGAUCCCGUCCCAACCCCCUGCACCCAGGAGCCCCUGUGAGGGCACUGAGUGCCAGAACGGGGCCAACUGUGUGGACCAGGGCAGCCGGCCCGUGUGCCAGUGCCUGCCGGGCUUCGGCGGCCCUGAGUGUGAGAAGUUGCUCAGCGUCAACUUCGUGGACCGGGACACCUACCUGCAGUUCACCGACCUGCAGAACUGGCCACGCGCCAACAUCACUCUGCAGGUCUCCACAGCAGAGGACAAUGGGAUCCUGCUGUACAACGGGGACAACGACCACAUCGCGGUUGAGCUGUACCAGGGCCAUGUGCGUGUCAGCUAUGACCCGGGCAGCUACCCCAGCUCUGCCAUAUACAGCACCGAGACGAUCAACGAUGGGCAGUUCCACACCGUCGAGCUGGUCACCUUUGACCAGAUGGUGAAUCUCUCCAUCGACGGCGGCAGUCCCAUGACCAUGGACAACUUCGGCAAGCACUACACGCUCAACAGCGAGGCGCCCCUCUACGUGGGAGGGAUGCCCGUGGAUGUGAACUCGGCCGCCUUCCGCCUGUGGCAGAUCCUCAAUGGCACCAGCUUCCACGGUUGCAUCCGAAACCUGUACAUCAACAACGAGCUGCAGGACUUCACCAAGACGCAGAUGAAGCCAGGCGUGGUGCCCGGCUGCGAGCCCUGCCGCAAGCUCUACUGCCUGCAUGGCAUUUGCCAGCCCGAUGCCACCCCGGGGCCUGUGUGCCACUGCGAUGCCGGCUGGGGGGGCGUGCACUGCGACCAGCCAGCCGACGGCCCCUGCCUUGGCCACAAGUGUGUCCAUGGAAAAUGUGUGCCCCUCGACGCUCUUUCCUACAGCUGCCAAUGCCAGGAGGGGUACUCGGGGGCCCUGUGCAACCAGGCCGGGGCCCCGGCAGAGCCUUGCGGGGGUCUGCAGUGCCUGCAUGGCCACUGCCAGGCCUCGGCCGCCAAGGGGGCUCACUGUGUGUGUGACCCUGGCUUUUCAGGCGAGCUGUGUGAGCAAGAGUCCGAGUGCCGGGGGGACCCUGUCCGGGACUUUCACCAGGUCCAGAGGGGCUAUGCCAUCUGCCAGACCACGCGCCCCCUGUCGUGGGUGGAGUGCCGGGGCUCGUGCCCAGGCUCGGGCUGCUGCCGGGGCCUGCGGCUGAAGCGGAGGAAGCUCACCUUCGAGUGCAGCGACGGGACCUCUUUUGCCGAGGAGGUGGAGAAGCCCACCAAGUGCGGCUGCGCCCUGUGCGCGUAGCGCGGCUGGCGGCGGGCCGGGCGGGGUGCGGGCCACCACCGUGCCCACUCCGCGCCUGGCCUGGCGGCUGCAGACUAAAACUAGGCGAGCUGGGAGCGGAGGGGCUAGCGUGCCGGGCGGCGGCCGCCCUCUCCGCAAGUGCCUUGCACAAAUAGGCGCUUAAUAAAUAUUUGUUGAAUGAGUGUGUGCGUGCGAUCAGGCCAGCAAGUGCGGAAGGGCGGCGCCCCUCCUUGCCCGACACAUGGUUCUCAAGAAGGGGCCCGACUUGGACCCUUGUCUUGGUCUGGAGCCCAGGCUGGCCUGAAGCCAGGUCCCGGCCCCGGAAGCCCCUGCCCUCUGUGGACCACUGGGAAGCACUGCCAGCCUUCUGGGGCGGCCGGCUGGGCUCGGUCUGCGCCUGCAGUGUGGGCAGCGCACGGCGAGGCGGACCCUUCUCCUUGCUGCCACAAGGCUGGGUGUGCAGCUGCUUCUGAGGACCAGGCCUCUGAGCACCCAAGUCGCAGGAUGACCUCAGCAGCUUCAGGGAGGGCCAGGGGGACUCCCAAAGAGGGCGGGGUUCUUGGCUCUGGCCGAAUCAACAUAACCAGCCUCCAGAGCUAAACCCAGAGGGGCAUGCCCUGGGCCUCCCCAGCCACAGGCAGGCUGCUUAGUGUGUAUGAAGGGGUGUCCUCCUGUGGAGGCCGGACUCAGAGCCCUUUGAACUGUGGGCAGGAAGGGUCCUGGGAGGCGUGGCCAGGCGUCAGGAAGCCUCCAUGGAAGCCCCUGGGCCAGUUCCUGCCCCCACACGUGUUCUGGGGAGGACAAAAGAAGCAAUGUGGUCUCUCCCACCGUGGUGUCGGAGAGGAGGCUGGCGGUGUUGGAGACCUGUUUUCACAGAUGGCAUCACCAGGAUGUCUGUGGGUAACCCAGGCUGGGUAUUGUGGGUGUUCUGCUCUGGGGGGGCACAAGACAGUGGCUCCCAGGCUGUCACAGGAGGGGCCAGGAUGCUUGGGAAGACAACGGCAUUGAGUGGAUGGCGGCCCCAGCCCAGGCUCUCCACGCGCCCAGGCUUAGCUGCUCCCCAUCAGUGUCAGCGCUGGAGGAUCGCUGCUGCUACAGUUGUGUCUUCUGUGCACGCUGAAAACCCACAGAGGAGGUCUUGAGCACAGCCAGUGAGCUGGAGCAGCUCACCCUCCUUUCCCAGCUGUCUCCACCUGCAGACAGAAGGCGGGGUUGGAGUGGCGCUGGGCCUGUGUGCCCUGCCCAUGUGGAUGGUGCAGGGAGCCCUGGAUGCUGGUUGCCAGGGGGCAUGGGCCUCUGUGGUUGUGGGAACCCGUGUGUUUCCUCACACUGCUACUCCAGCCAGCGAGUACCUCUGGGGACCCUGCAAUGGGAAGAGGACUCUGCCCUGCCGGAAGUGAACUCCUGGCUGGAUCUGCCCCUCCAGGAGACCCGGCUGGCUCUUCCUGCAGUUCUGAGCAAGGCCACAGUGCCCACGCUCACCCACAGGGGGACAGCAGCUGGGCCUCCCAGGCCUUCUCCCAGGGCUGCACAGCCUCCCGGUCUCCAGGCCAUGUGGGGACUGGCUCGAGUGCCACUGGAAGACGCAUGUUCUGGGCCUUAUCAAUCCCAAGAAAGGCAGCUUCCCUGGCCACCACCAUUCCCUGGAGAAGCCAGUUCCUGGGACUGAGGGGCCACCUCCCUCUUGAGGAAGUACAUGUGAUGCCCAGGACCAACGGGCUGGGAGGUGCAGUGGGCUGGUUCUUAGGGAGCACCAUGUGAGCUUCCAGCCACCCCCACUGACCGCUCCAACUCGAUCCUGGCCAGGUCCGGGGGCUGGGACCAACAAGGGUCAGGGCAGCAAGAGGCCAAGAGCCUCAUGCCCCAGGAUCAACUCUCCCUGCAAUUUAGCCUCCAGCCAACUGGGCACUAAGGACCCGAGUCCUCACCCACAUGGUCUGUGCACAUCAGGCUCAUCAGUUCCGGAAGAAGGCACCUGCAAACCCUUCCUCUUCGGUCAUCUCCACAUCUCACCUCCCUUUUGGUAAAGACCAUCCGUUCACCUGCGGUCGCUUUUGGCUACUUCUAUUAACCACACACUGAAGCCACGAGCCCCGAGGAAGCUGGUGACGGUGCCCGGCUCCCUGCGAAGGUCUUCCGAAAUGGAAAAGGCCGGACUUUGUCUCCUCCUUGCCUGCUGUUAGCCUAACCGCGAAAGUAUCUCUUUAUACAGAAUACUUACAGAUUCUAAUAUAUAUUUGUAUUUCAUUUUGUUAUAGUAUUUUUAUAUGUUAAAGUCAACAUCCAGUGUCUCGUGUUGCUUUUCAGAUGCUAUGUGGUUGUGACCUUUGGUUGGGGGUUUCUGUAGUCUUGUUUGGAUCAACCCUUAGAACAGGCCUGUGAGGGAGCCACACCUGCCCUUUCCCUAGAAGUAUUGUUUCAGGUGUGUUGAUAUUGUCUGUUGUCUUCCAUGUGAACAUGACAUUGAUUCACUUA